Molecule: messenger RNA, 1905 nt
Organism: Chanos chanos (milkfish)
Lineage: Eukaryota; Metazoa; Chordata; Actinopteri; Gonorynchiformes; Chanidae
Product: adhesion G protein-coupled receptor F5-like
Exons: 7
Coding region: 1-1905 (634 amino acids)
Biological process (GO): adenylate cyclase-activating G protein-coupled receptor signaling pathway; cell surface receptor signaling pathway
Cellular component (GO): membrane
Molecular function (GO): G protein-coupled receptor activity
Source: RefSeq, a predicted model, not a curated record
AUGGAGGGUGAAAGAAAAGAGACAAACUGCGACAGCGAUUUUUCUGGCACAGUGACGGUUGAGUGUGAUGGUGUUAAAUGGACAGUGAAGAAAGACAACUGUGUGCUGCGUGCGAUCUUUGACUUGCAAACUGAAGCUCAAAACUUGAAUGUGGAAACUCUUCCUGACUUUGUGGACCGUCUCCAAGAAACAACAGUGAAUGAAGAUACAAUCAUAACUGAUUCUCCUGCCACAAUCUUCACUAUUGUUGACAUCCUUAACUCUGUUGCAGGAGUUUCAAAACGUUUAAAACUUAAUGAGACAGUGAUGUCGAACAUCCUUGGAACAGUGGAUGUCAUUGUAUCUGAAAAUGCACAAGAGUCCUGGACACAACUAAAUAAUGACACUGAAACAGACAACACCAGCUCUUCACUACUGCAGUCUGUUGAAGACGUUGGAAGCAACCUGUCAGAUGAACAGUUUAACAUUACCAGAGAAAGAAUUCAGCUCAACAGAAUUAUUGAUGAGCCCUCUGUGAAUUUAACAUUGGGAGUAAACCAAACGGUUGACGUCCAGAUUCCAGAAACUGGGGGAAUCCCUCUCACCAUUAUUGCAUUCUCAACGCUGCAUUUCGUUUUACCGGCCAGAAAUGCUAGCAACUUCAACAGCAGCAGCAAAAGCACAACUAGCAUCAACGGAGAUGUGGUUGUGGUCAGAGCAAACAGUGACAUCUCAUUUGACAACAUCUCAUUUACCUUUGAGAAAAAAAACGAAACACUGGGAAACCCAGUCUGUGUCUUCUGGAACUUCAGUCUUUUGGAUGGUAUUGGCGGAUGGGACUCUACAGGAUGUGAAGUGAAGCUGGAUCCAAAUGAUGAAAACAGAGUCACUUGUGAAUGCAACCACACGACCUCCUUCUCAGUCCUUAUGUCACCUUUCUCUAUUGACUCUAUUAUCUUAUCCUACAUAACCUACAUUGGGGUGGGUAUUUCGAUGGGCAGCUUGGUCGUGUGUCUCAUCAUAGAGGGCAUUGUCUGGAGGGCCAUGACCAGAAACGACACGUCUUACAUGCGCCAUGUUUCCAUAGUGAACAUUGCUGUGUCCCUUCUGAUUGCCAACAUUUGCUUUAUCAUUGGAGCUUCUUUAGUGGAUCGGGGGAAAAUAACACCUGUGAAUCCCUGCAGCACAGCUACAUUCUUCGGCCACUUUUUUUACCUCGCUCUCUUCUUCUGGAUGUUACUCUCGGCACUGCUGCUCUUCUACCGCACCGUCAUGGUCUUUUCACAAAUGUCGAGAUCCACCAUGAUGGCAAUAGGCUUCUCAGUAGGAUACGGCGCUCCUCUUCUCAUAGCUGUCAUAACGGUGGCAGUGACAGCACCUGGAAAAGGAUACAUCGCAGAAAAAGACGCGUGUUGGCUGAACUGGACGAAGACAAAGGCGCUCUUGGCAUUUGUGAUCCCAGCAUUGACCAUCGUUGCAGUAAAUUUAGUGAUCCUGUGUGUGGUCUUGUAUAAAAUGCUGAGGAGAGGAGUAGGAGCGAGUACACAGCCAGAUGAGAAGCAUUCCCUCAUGGUCAUUGCUAGAUGUGUAGCAAUCCUAACACCACUUUUCGGUCUUACGUGGGGAUUUGGCAUCGGGACCAUGGUGUCAUCUGCAUUUGGGGUUCAUGUUGUGUUUACCAUCCUGAAUUCAUUUCAGGGUUUCUUUAUUCUGGUGUUCGGGACACUAUUAGAUGGCAAGAUUCGUGAGGCACUGACAGGAAGAUUCAAGUUCACAACCAGUAGUUCUAACAGAACAAGGAGCACAAGUGCAGGACAGUCUUCCUCAAGCGGGUGGGGUGUCCUUCAAAGGCUUCGAAGGAGAAGAACCGUGGUGUUCACCGGCCCUAUGGCUUUGACCGGCCCUACGUCUGCACAGUUUGAUUGA